Molecule: messenger RNA, 1488 nt
Organism: Carica papaya (papaya)
Lineage: Eukaryota; Viridiplantae; Streptophyta; Magnoliopsida; Brassicales; Caricaceae
Source: RefSeq, a predicted model, not a curated record
AGAAUUCAGUGUAAACGUAGCGUCAAGUCUUUAAUCCGUCUAAUGUAUAUACAAGAGGGUCUUCAUUAUCGUGCUUUGGAAUUUUAUAAUUAUGUUGUUAAUUCAACGCAUAUGAAUAUUGCACCCAAUGUGCUGAGUUUUAAUUUGGUUAUCAAGGCUAUGUGUAAGUUGGGUUUGGUUGACAAUGCAAUUGAGGUGUUCAGAGAAAUGCCAAUUAGGAAAUGUGAGCCUGAUGUGUAUACCUACUGUACAUUGAUGGAUGGUCUGUGCAAGGAGGAUAGGAUUGAUGAGGCAGUUUUGCUGUUGGACGAGAUGCAAAUUGAGGGUUGUUUUCCGAGCCUAGUCACCUUUAAUGUUUUAAUUGAUGGAUUGUGUAAGAAGGGUGACUUAGCUCGUGCAGCCAAACUUGUUGAUAACAUGUUUUUGAAAGGAUGUGUUCCAAAUGAAGUAACUUAUAACAUACUCUUACAUGGAUUGUGUCUCAAGGGGAAGUUGGAUAAGGCCAUUGAUAUUUUGGGUCGAAUGGUAUCAAAUAAAUGCAUGCCGAAUGAUGUCACAUUCUCAACGAUUAUCAAUGGAUUUGUUAAGCAUGGAAGAGCUGCAGAGGGGGCUUCUGUGUUAAUUUCCAUGGAGGAAAGAGGAUAUCAUGUGAACCAUUACAUUUAUUCUUCUCUUCUAAGUGGAUUGUUCAAGGAGGGCAAGUCUGAAGAUGCUAUGAAACUCUGGAAGGAGAUGAUGGAAAAGGGAUGUGAACCCAACGUAGUCGUUUAUAGUGCUCUAAUAGAUGGCUUAUGCCAAGGAGGUAAACUGGAUGAGGCUGAGUUAAUUCUUCUUGAGAUGGUAGAUAAGGGUUGCGUGCCUAAUGCUUAUACCUAUAGCUCCUUGAUAAAAGGUUUCUUCAAGGUUGGUAGUAGCCAGAAGGCAAUUCAGGUGUGGAAAGAGAUGGCAAAAAAUAAUUCUGUUUUCAAUGAAUUCUGCUAUAGUGUUCUCAUCCAUGGUCUUUGUGAGGUUGGGGAGCUCAACGAGGCUACCAUGGUGUGGUCACACAUGUUAGGCAAUGGAUGUAAGCCUGAUGUUGUGGCCUACAGUUCUAUGAUUAAUGGACUUUGCAAUGUUGGUUCUAUAGAAGAGGCUUUAAAACUUUUAAAUGAGAUGCUUUGUCAGGGGCCUGAAUCUCAGCCUGAUGUCAUUACUUAUAAUAUACUAUUCAAUGCUUUGUGCAAAAAGAAUAGAAUCUCCCAUGCUGUUGAUCUCUUGAAUAGCAUGUUAGACAGAGCGUGUGAUCCGGAUAUAGUAACAUGCAACAUUUUCUUGAGCACUCUGGUAGAGAAGCUAGAUCCACCUCAAGAUGGCAGGGACUUUCUAGAUGAGCUUGUUGUCCGCUUGGCACUUGAAAUGACUAUCAGGAGUGUUGCAUUAAUUGGUGUUCCAGUCCUUGGAUGGACCAAGGCAAACCAUGGUGGGAUCAUGUGGGCUCGUGCAAUGUGA